Lutzomyia longipalpis is the source of this 1230-nucleotide messenger RNA. RefSeq lists its product as uncharacterized. The transcript has a single exon. Gene Ontology annotation, molecular function: zinc ion binding; nucleic acid binding. The coding region runs from base 1 to 1230 and encodes 409 amino acids. NCBI's taxonomy places the organism in Eukaryota, Metazoa, Arthropoda, Insecta, Diptera, Psychodidae. The record is from RefSeq and is a predicted model, not a curated record.
AUGGCGGCAGCGUCGUCAGGCGCUAGCCGAAAGAGAGGUAUGAAUUUGGCAACGGACACUGAUUUUCCCCCACUGGACUCUGGACAAAAGAAGAGAAACCGGAAUAUUUUUAUUUUUGGAAGAGGUGAUGAAUUGAGCAGCCCGCGUUAUCUGGUUGUGGAGAGAACUGGAGAAGGGGAGAGUAUGAAAUCUCUCUCUGUAUUCAAAGUGAAGAGAGAAAUUACCAAACUAGUUGGCAAGGUCAAACGCCUGCAACCGCUGCUGAUGCAAGGAAAGACACUACUGAUUGAGAUUUCCUCUGAUGAUCAGGCGAAUAAGCUCCUGGAAAUGAAAAUUCUUGCUGGAAAAUCUGUCAAGGUAUCAUGGCAUCAGACCAUGAACAAGAGCAAGGGAAUUAUAGCGUGCUUUGAUUGGACAUACAUUCCAUUGGAUGAGCUUAAAGAGGAAUUGAAAGCUUUCAACAUCUCUGACGUCACGGCGAUCAAGAGAAAGGCUGAAUCAGGACAAAUGAUUGAUACUGGGACAUUUAUCGUCACUUUUGAUUCUCCGAACUUGCCGGAUUCAAUUGAUGCAUUCUAUUAUCCUCUCAAGGUCAAGGUCUUUGUACCAAAUCCUGCGCGGUGCUUCAAAUGCCAGAAAUACGGUCACUUUGUGGAUAAGUGCCGUAUCACGAGGAAAAUUUGUGGAAAAUGCUUGCACGAUGAACACGAGGGAGAAUGUCAGCAUCCUCACAUUUGCGCAAAUUGUGGAGAAAAUCACCUCUCUUGGUCCAGGAAGUGUCCGAUUUUCAAGCAGGAAUUCGCGAUCAUGCGAAUCAAGGUCACACAGAAGAUGUCGUACUAUGCUGCUAAGCAAGAAUACAAGAGAAACAGAAAUAUGGAUCAGUCUUUUGCGGAGACGGUGGCAAAAUCCAAGGCCACGAAGAUGCUGAAGAAUAUUCAACCGGCAAAGAAAAACGUCUUUCCUGGACAUGAGCAAGAACAGUCAAGUACAGCUGGAGUCAAUGGAGUGGGGCUUCCCUCGACGGAAUUUGUGAAUUCACUUAGAAACGAUAGGAUCAAUGUUGACGAUCCACAACCUGGCACAUCGACGGAUGGACAUCAGCUCGCAGGUGUCUCCCCAGGAGACACCUCUUUGGGUGCUAUUCCUAGCACCGGUAGCUUUUUAAGUCUUCCAACAACAGGAAUUUUGAUCAGAGAAGCGAUAAAUGCUUUAGCUGAAGAAUAUUAG